Aegilops tauschii subsp. strangulata is the source of this 534-nucleotide messenger RNA. Lineage: Eukaryota; Viridiplantae; Streptophyta; Magnoliopsida; Poales; Poaceae. The record is from RefSeq and is a predicted model, not a curated record.
AUGUCUUCCACUGCCGCCGCCGCCACCGCCGCCGUCGCGCCGACCUCUGUCGCUCCCGUCGCCGCGGUGCCGGCCCUUGCUUCUGCGUCGCCGUUUCUCGCCUCGCAGCCUCUUGCGAUGGCCUAUGGCGCCUCUCCAUCGCCCCACUCCCUGAUCGGAUCGGGUGAUCGCGCGGCCUCCUCGAGGGUCGCGGUGCCAUCUGGCACUGAUUCUUCUACGGGCGGUGUCCUUGCGCCGCACCAUGGUGGGCCGCCGCCAGCGUCGUCCUGGCCGGCGCCGCCCCAACACGACGUGGCGCCGCCCCCACAUCAGCUCUAUGGUGCCCCGCCGUCGCCUCACUACUACGGUGCGCCGCCGCCGCCACACUACCCGGCGCCACCCCAGCCCUACUUGGCGCCCCAGCCGAACUCCUACCCGGCGCCGCACUCCUACCCGGCGCCGAUCCACCACUACCCGGCGCCAUCGCAGCAGCCGCCAGGGCUGCCGCUCCCUCGCUGCAUGGGGCUCUGGUCUCGGCAUCCUACGGGGCCCUAG